Paraglomus brasilianum is the source of this 462-nucleotide messenger RNA. The record is from the annotation of a GenBank genome assembly. NCBI's taxonomy places the organism in Eukaryota, Fungi, Glomeromycota, Glomeromycetes, Paraglomerales, Paraglomeraceae.
AUGUCCACUUCAAAUGCAAAUUCCGUUCCAACAUUACAAGUAGUCCAGGGAUGGGACCGUGCAGAUGUGGUAAAUUUUCUAAAAGCAAGACAAAAUGAACUAGAACUUGAAGAUGGAGAAACUGAGAGAUUUAAUACUCGGGGAAUGAAUGGUUUAGCUUUUCUCGAAUUAAAUGUAAAAACACUUACUCGCAAACGCGGCGCGUUUGAAAUACCAUACGGAGUGUUGAUCAAAGAUAAAUUGCAAUCUCUUAAAGACUUUUCAGAAGAAUUAAUCCGCCUUCGCAAAGGAAAUGCAGAAGAUGAGGCAUUAGUGAUUAUUAUAAUCGGGGAAAAGAUGAUGAGAGCUUGUACGGAGAGGAAGGAGAAGAAAGUGCGAGUAAUAUUGAACCAAAUCGUAUUGAAGGAGCAUUUCAAGUCGAAUACCAAGGCACAACCUUGGAAACUUUCUAUUCGCGACUAA